GAAGGCGAAGGUUUUUGUGUUGCUCGCCGGGGCUAGCGGCGGCGGCGGCGGCGGCUGCGGCGGCUGCGGCGGCGUCGGUGGAGGAGGGGUGGAGGCGCAGCGACUGCUGCACCGCGCUCGACGCUGCGGAGCGAGCCCACCCGCCCCGGGAGCUCGCCUCCCUGGUGCUCCCCCUCCCUCCCCGCCCCCCCAGUGGCGCUGCCUCCUCCAAAUGAGCGAUUCGCCCGCUGGAUCUAACCCAAGGACACCCGAAAGCAGCGGCAGCGGCAGCGGCGGCGGCGGGAAGAGGCCGGCGGUGCCGGCGGCGGUGUCCCUCUUGCCCCCGGCGGACCCCCUGCGCCAGGCGAACCGGCUCCCUAUAAGGGUCCUGAAGAUGCUGAGCGCUCACACCGGCCACCUCCUGCACCCGGAGUACCUGCAGCCGCUGUCCUCCACUCCCGUCAGCCCCAUUGAGCUGGACGCCAAGAAGAGUCCAUUGGCGCUGCUGGCCCAGACUUGCUCGCAGAUCGGCAAGCCGGACCCGCCGCCCUCGUCCAAGCUCAACUCGGUAGCGGCGGCGGCCAACGGGUUGGGACCGGAGAAGGACCCCGGCCGCUCCGCCACGGGCGCCGCCUCCGCGUCUGCGGCCCUCAAGCAGCUGGGAGACUCCCCUGCGGAGGACAAGUCCAGCUUCAAGCCCUACUCCAAGGGCUCCGGCGGCGGCGACUCCCGCAAAGACGGCGGUUCCUCCUCCGUGUCCUCCACCUCGUCCUCGUCCUCCCUGUCCCCAGGAGACAAGGCGGGCUUCAGGGUCCCCAGCGCCGCCUGCACGCCCUUCCCCCCGCAUGGAGCGCCGGUCUCUGCGUCGUCGUCGUCCUCCUCGCCUGGUGGCUCCCGGGGCGGCUCCCCGCACCACUCUGACUGCAAGAACGGCGGCGGGGGUGGCGGCGGGGAGCUGGACAAGAAAGACCAGGAGCCCAAGCCCAGCCCGGAGGCUGCGGCCGUGAGCCGCGGCAGCGGUGGGGAGCCCAGCGCACACGGGGUUGGCGCGGAGGCUGGGGCCUCCGGGCGCAAGUCCGAGCCGCCCUCGGCCCUGGUGGGGGCCGGCCACGUGGCGCCGGUGUCCCCCUACAAACCGGGCCAUUCCGUGUUCCCGCUGCCACCCUCCAGCAUCGGCUACCACGGCUCCAUCGUGGGCGCCUACGCCGGCUACCCUUCUCAGUUCGUGCCUGGCCUGGAUCCUAGCAAGUCUGGCCUGGUGGGAGGCCAGCUGUCGGGGGGCCUGGGCCUGCCACCGGGCAAGCCCCCGAGCUCCAGCCCGCUCACCGGGGCCUCCCCGCCCUCCUUCCUGCAGGGAUUAUGCCGCGACCCCUACUGCCUGGGAGGUUACCACAGCGCCUCGCACCUCGGCGGCUCCAGCUGCUCCACCUGCAGCGCGCACGACCCCGCGGGGCCCGGCCUGAAGGCUGGGGGCUACCCGCUGGUGUACCCCGGGCACCCGCUACAGCCCGCUGCGCUCUCGUCCAGCGCCGCCCAGGCCGCGCUCCCCGGCCACCCGCUCUACACCUACGGCUUCAUGCUGCAGAACGAACCGCUGCCGCACAGCUGCAACUGGGUGGCGGCCAGCGGGCCGUGUGACAAGCGCUUCGCCACCUCGGAGGAGCUGCUCAGCCACCUACGGACUCACACGGCCCUGCCGGGCGCCGAGAAACUUCUGGCCGCCUACCCCGGGGCUUCGGGCCUGGGCAGCGCCGCCGCGGCCGCCGCGGCCGCAGCCUCCUGCCAUCUGCACCUCCCCCCGCCCACCGCCCCCGGCAGCCCCGGGUCGCUGUCAUUGCGGAGUCCACACACUUUGGGGCUAAGCCGGUACCACCCCUAUGGCAAGAGCCACUUAUCCACAGCUGGGGGCCUGGCCGUGCCCUCCCUCCCCACAGCCGGACCCUACUACUCACCGUAUGCGCUGUACGGACAGAGACUAGCCUCAGCCUCCGCACUGGGAUACCAGUAACCGCAGCUCUUGCACCCACCCGCCGCUCCUCUCCUUUCCCCCUCCGCCUCCCUCCCUCCCUCCCGCCGCCUCGCCGCUGCAACCUCCACUUCUGCUUGUCCCUGCCGGGAUCCCCCGCCCAGACCCUCCCCACCGGACUGUGUAUUUAUUUACUAUAAUGUUAGCUUACAAGCUGGGAAUAUAAGUGCAUUAACGGCCCACACGAGUCAAUGGUAUGCAAAAAGUCUGUGUUCCCCAAAUAAUAAUAUUAAUCACACAAAUAACUACAUGUUCCCCGCCCCUCUUCCUUUCUUUUAUUUUUUUUUUCUUUUUCUUAGAUGUAAGGUUCUUUUUUUCCUUUUGCUUGGUUUU
Neomonachus schauinslandi (Hawaiian monk seal) is the source of this 2338-nucleotide messenger RNA. It is a transcript of the gene ZNF703, whose product is annotated as zinc finger protein 703. Gene Ontology annotation, cellular component: nucleus. The record is from RefSeq and is a predicted model, not a curated record. The transcript is spliced from 2 exons. Gene Ontology annotation, biological process: negative regulation of DNA-templated transcription. Bases 212 to 1987 code for a protein of 591 amino acids. Lineage: Eukaryota; Metazoa; Chordata; Mammalia; Carnivora; Phocidae.